AACACAAGGCACUUCCUGUUACUCCGGAAGAGAAGACUUCUAAGCUCCUCCGCCGGCGGAGGGCCAGGUUGAAGGGAUGGCCGGGCGGACGGCGCGGCUGGUGUUGCUAGCUGGAGCAGCCGCGCUGGCAAGCGGCUCCCAGGGCGACCGCGAGCCGGUGUACCGCGACUGCGUGCACCGGUGCGAAGAGCGGAACUGCUCGGGGGGCGCACUGAGGCACUUCCGUUCCCGCCAGCCAAUCUACAUGAGUUUAGCAGGCUGGACCUGUCAGGACGACUGUAAGUAUGAGUGUAUGUGGGUCACUGUUGGCCUCUACCUCAAGGAAGGUCACAAAGUGCCUCAGUUCCAUGGCAAGUGGCCCUUCUCCCGGUUCCUGUUCUUCCAAGAGCCAGCUUCUGCCAUGGCCUCUUUCCUCAACGGUUUGGCCAGCCUGGUGAUGCUGUGCCGCUACUACACCUCCGUGCCAGCCUCCUCCCCCAUGUAUCCCACCUGCGUGGCCUUCGCCUGGGUUUCCCUCAAUGCUUGGUUCUGGUCCACAGUCUUCCACACCAAGGACACCGACCUCACAGAGAAAAUGGAUUACUUCUGUGCCUCCACCGUCAUCCUGCACUCCAUCUAUCUGUGCUGUGUCAGGACCGUGGGGCUGCAGCACCCAGCCGUGGUCAGCGCCUUCCGGGCCCUCCUGCUGCUGAUGCUGACGGCGCAUGUCUCCUACCUGAGCCUCGUCCGUUUCGACUAUGGCUACAACCUGGCGGCCAAUGUGGCUAUUGGCCUGGUGAACGUGGUGUGGUGGCUGGCCUGGUGCCUGCGGAACCAGCAUCGGCUGCCUCACGUCCGCAAGUGCAUGGCGGUGGUCCUGCUGCUACAGGGCCUGUCCCUGCUCGAGCUGCUCGACUUCCCGCCUUUCUUCUGGGUCCUGGAUGCCCACGCCAUCUGGCACAUCAGCACCAUCCCUGUCCAUGUCCUCUUCUUCAGCUUUCUGAAAGAUGACAGCCUGUAUCUGCUGAAGGAAUCGGAGGCCAAGUUCAAGCUGGACUGAAGGCCCUGGGAGUGGGUCUGCCCUGCC
This is a messenger RNA of Neogale vison (American mink), 1066 nucleotides long. RefSeq names its product post-GPI attachment to proteins phospholipase 3 (gene PGAP3). NCBI's taxonomy places the organism in Eukaryota, Metazoa, Chordata, Mammalia, Carnivora, Mustelidae. The record is from RefSeq and is a predicted model, not a curated record. The transcript is spliced from 8 exons. Gene Ontology annotation, biological process: GPI anchor biosynthetic process. Bases 77 to 1039 code for a protein of 320 amino acids. Gene Ontology annotation, cellular component: endoplasmic reticulum membrane. Gene Ontology annotation, molecular function: hydrolase activity, acting on ester bonds.